Messenger RNA from Phytophthora infestans T30-4, 1029 nucleotides. RefSeq lists its product as uncharacterized. The transcript is spliced from 2 exons. NCBI's taxonomy places the organism in Eukaryota, Oomycota, Peronosporomycetes, Peronosporales, Peronosporaceae. The coding region runs from base 1 to 1029 and encodes 342 amino acids. The record is from RefSeq and is a predicted model, not a curated record.
AUGGUUACUGCUGCGACAGUCACUACUCUAAGUAAGAAAGCGCAGAAGGCGCGGCGAGUCAGGAAGGCCGGCGAAGAAAGUUCACUCAGCAGCACGGACUCCGAGUCUGGGCGUCCAGUGACGAGAAGCCAAGGCGUACGGAAAGUGGCCGUUCCGGUGAACACACGAAAGAGAGAGGACAAGCGGCAAGCAGCCGGGCAAGCGGUGGAUCAGGCAGAAUCGAAGCCGGUGAAGAUCAAACGGAGAGCGUCGGCGAAUCAGCAGCGAUCGACCUCGAAGAAUAAGGAUGUCAAGGAACUCGGACGGGUCAUAGCCACCGAUGAGAAGGACUGCACGCGGAGCCGCGAAGCGGAAGCGAGUGGCGAAGAUGCAGCAGGAACGCAAAGUAAGGAUACGAUGGGUAUGGCAGCCACAAUGCAGCGACUGACGAGGGCCGUAGCCGAGCUACAAGCGUCAACCAAGGAAGUCCGUGGAGCUGACAAGGAAGGACAACAUGGGCGUGCACGUGGGAAGUAUCGUCGCCGUGUACAGAGAGUGCGUCGUGUGCCCAGUGAGGAUGGAGAGCCCGAUGAACAAAGCAAUGAUGAGGACCAACAUGGUGCGGAAUUAAUGGCCAGUACGGCCGUGAGUAGCGGCACUGCACCAAGCAACCACGUGGACAUGACAGCGAUGACGUCCGCCAUACAGACGUUGACGACCGUGGUCGCGAAGCUGCAGCCUGCUCCUUCGAGAACCCAGAGGUUCCAAGCUGGUCGCCGGGUAUUGCGACACAGUGGAUCACGUGCUGGUGAAGCGCGUCACAAUGGUGAUAGUGGAGACAGCGUAGCGGAGACGACAGUAGCAAACCAAGUGAAAGUCCGAGCGCCUCCAGUGAUGGGUCAGCCGAGUCUGAUGAGCAACGAGGGCGUCAGGAAAGCCGACGGCGACACGGAAGGCAUGGGCGACAUGUACGAGGAGAACGACGGAGGCGUCAAGUCCAACGGGAACGACAUGAAGACUGUGAAAGACAAUCCAGUCGCAGGAGCGUGA